UUUUUUUUGUUGUUAAAAUUGAGUUUUAUAAUAGUGGUUUUUUUAGAGAAUGUGUGGUUAAAAAGUAAGAAACUGUUUUGAAUUUAUGAGCAAAAUCAGUUUACUAGGAGAAUUUGUGAUUGAAAAUGAAUUUGGAAAAAAAAAAAAAAAUGAAUUUUUUGAGAGUGGGGCUCAAGCAAGGGCAUAAUGUUCUUGAUUUUGGAUUUCUGAUUCAAAGUUUAGGUUUUGGUAUAGGGUUUUGGGGCGGUUUAGGGACUUUGCUACUAGCCAUUAUCCUAACACAUUGGGCGCUCUUGCCAUCCAUCCGUAUUCUUUCGUUAAGUACUGCCCUCUUUUCUCCCUAGAACCUACAGCGCUACACCAAGGUUUCCUCUUCCAUCUAGGAAUAUCUCCUCUUAUUCCCAACCGCCUUCUCUCUGUGCCCAAUUUGCCAUUUCCUGUUCAGUUUUUGGUGGUCAACUCUUUCAUCUUUUGUGCAAAGAAGUUUUGGGAAAAUGAAUGCUUCAAUGGCUAGUAAGAACACAUCAAAGGUUCAGGAACCCAAGAGAGCUUCUUCCAGUUUGAAGGAUCAGCCUCCUAGGAAACGACGGAAAGGGGAAAACCCAGUUCGAAUUCCACCAGCCACAGAGCCAUAUGCUGAUACUAAAUGUCCUAAUUCAUCUAUCUGUAUAAAUUCUGCAUGUCGAGCCACUAUUUCAACAGACGACAAAUUUUGCAAGAGGUGCUCUUGUUGCAUUUGUCAUUUAUUUGACGACAAUAAGGAUCCAAGUCUCUGGUUGGAAUGCAAGUCUGGAUCUGGUUUGGGGAACUCUUGUGGCUUAUCUUGCCACAUUGAAUGUGCCCUCCAAUGCGGGAAGGUGGGUGUUGUUAAUCUUGGACAGUUGAUGCAGCUGGAUGGAAGCUAUUGCUGUGCUUCCUGUGGUAAUGUUUCUGAGAUACUUGGAUGCUGGAAGAAGCAGUUAACUAUAGCUAAGGAUGCUCGUCGUGUAGAUAUUCUCUGUUAUAGAAUAUUUUUGAGUUACAGGCUCUUGGAAGGGACUUCCACGUUUAAAGAACUCCAUCAAAUUGUCAAAGAAGCUAAGGACAAAUUGGAGACGGAGGUGGGUCCUGUGAAUGAUUCAGCCAAAAUGGCACGGGGAAUAGUCAGCACGCUCUCAAUAGCCAGUGAUGUGCAGAAUCUCUGUUCUCUUGCUAUUGAGAAAGCCGAUGGAUGGCUGGCCUCAAAGUGUAGCACAAACCUAAAUAGCAUUGCAAAUCUACAAAAGGAGAAUUCAGAUGAUGGAGGAAGGUCUUGUGCGAAGCGUGCCAAGAGUGCAACAGACAUUGAACCCGAAUCCUCAUUCAAGAUUCAAGACCUAGGGAAGAUCUCGAGGCUGGCAUGGGGUCAAGAACAAGGGAAUCAUAAUUUUCUUAGACCAGACGCUGCACUUGAAGACACGUUGAAAUCCAUUCCAGGGGACAUUGACUUGAAUGUUUCUCCGGUGCCUGAUCUGAAUAUAGAGUUUAUGCCUCCAGUCGAGCCACCUAGAGACAGCUGGAACCACACAAAAACUGAUGAAGCACCGGUUGUUGACUCGGAGGUGGAAGGUUGCCCAAAGACUACUCAUAAAACCAUGGAGAUGCAGGAUUCCGGUAGCAAUAUGAGCAAUGCAACACCAUCCCAAGCCGGGAAUAUGGCUGGAAGCUUGGGUGAGAACUUUGAAUACUGUCUUAAAACCAUUCGUUGGUUGGAAUGCAAUGGCCAUAUUAAGACGGAGUUCAGAAAGAAGUUUCUGACGUGGUUCAGCUUGAGAUCAACUGAGAAGGAACGUCGAGUAGUCCACUCUUUUAUACAGAUUCUAAUAGAAGAUCCAAGUAGUUUGGCGGAUCAGUUGAUUCAUACUUUUUCCAAAAUCAUAGGAGUGUCCAUUUAGAUGCAUGACUUGGUUUUAGGCAUUCGCUGGUCCAAUUCAUGACAUGGCUUAGCUUUUCUUAGAUGUUGAAUUAGUCCUGAACUAUCAAUUUUUUCCCAAAUUGGGAUUUCUUUUCUUUGCAAAUUCAGAAUUAAUAGAGUAAUAUUAUAAAGGAAUCAA
Molecule: messenger RNA, 2072 nt
Organism: Olea europaea var. sylvestris
Lineage: Eukaryota; Viridiplantae; Streptophyta; Magnoliopsida; Lamiales; Oleaceae
Product: VIN3-like protein 1
Exons: 5
Coding region: 495-1913 (472 amino acids)
Biological process (GO): vernalization response; epigenetic regulation of gene expression
Source: RefSeq, a predicted model, not a curated record